Molecule: messenger RNA, 534 nt
Organism: Eimeria maxima
Lineage: Eukaryota; Apicomplexa; Conoidasida; Eucoccidiorida; Eimeriidae
Product: Class V myosin, related
Exons: 4
Coding region: 1-534 (177 amino acids)
Biological process (GO): vesicle transport along actin filament; actin filament organization
Cellular component (GO): vesicle; actin cytoskeleton; cytoplasm
Molecular function (GO): ATP binding; actin filament binding; microfilament motor activity
Source: RefSeq, a predicted model, not a curated record
AUGCAACCUAGACCUAGUACUAGUACCAACGUUUAUACGAGUGCUGAUACCACUCUCACUGUCAGUACUAAUGCAAGCAAUCAUGGUGGUGCUAGUAGUGGCACUAAUACGACUAUCCGCCAAACCCGAAUGCCGGUUCAGUUGCAAACAGUGUGUUUUAGCAUUUUUGCCACUCUAGACGAGGAGCUGUUUGUACCAAAGGGGUCUGAACUCGGCUUUGUUAACAAGUUGAAGAAGAACAAACCGGCUGAAAAACAGCUGCUGUUCAACAAAAUUGGGGAUCCGUUGACCUUCACAGUGUGCCAUUACGCGGGAAAUGUCACUUACAAUGCUGUGGGAUGGCUAGCCAAAAACCAAAAAUCUCUUCCUGCAGAGGCGGUCGCCUUGCUGCUCUCGUCCUCAAAUCAAACGCUUAAAGAGGCUGUGCCUUUUGUUGCUACUUCUGCUGCUAUUGCUUCUGCCGCUGCUGCUCAUGUCGCUAGAGGUUCUUCUCUUCCUGUGGGCCUCCGUAUUGGUAUUACUAAGUUUGUCUAG